Molecule: messenger RNA, 1472 nt
Organism: Armigeres subalbatus
Lineage: Eukaryota; Metazoa; Arthropoda; Insecta; Diptera; Culicidae
Gene: Hsdl2
Product: hydroxysteroid dehydrogenase-like protein 2
Exons: 4
Coding region: 145-1392 (415 amino acids)
Cellular component (GO): mitochondrion
Source: RefSeq, a predicted model, not a curated record
UAGUACCGUGUUGACUGCUUUCGAGAACUGAGUAGCCGUGGGUUUGAGUUUAAUGCAAGUAUUGACACUGAAUUCUCGAAAAUAAGUUGCAUUUAUUGAAUAAUUAGUUGUGCUAAUAAAUAAGAAUUGAAUAAAUCUCUCAAAAUGAUCAAUACGGGAAAACUAGCUGGCCGCACUAUCUUCAUAACCGGUGCAUCGCGAGGUAUUGGUAAAGCUAUCGCUCUGAAAGCAGCGCAGGAUGGUGCUAACAUUGUCGUAGCGGCGAAGACAGCUGAGCCACAUCCUAAACUUCCAGGAACGAUAUAUUCUGCUGCUGCAGAGAUUGAAGCUGCUGGAGGCAAGGCAUUACCCUGUGUGGUCGACGUGCGCGACGAGAAUGCAGUUCGAGCUGCUGUGAAGAGUGCCGUCGAAAAAUUUGGUGGCAUUGACAUUCUCAUCAACAAUGCCAGCGCCAUCGCGCUGACGCCCACCGAGCAAACCGACAUGAAGCGGUACGAUUUGAUGCAUAACAUCAAUACGCGUGGAACAUUUUUGGUAUCCAAAGAAUGUGUUCCAUAUCUGAAAAAAAGCAACCAUGCGCAUAUUCUGAACAUCUCGCCUCCUUUGAACAUGAACCCCCAUUGGUUUAGUAAUCACGUGGCGUACACUAUGGCAAAGUACGGCAUGUCAAUGUGCGUUCUGGGAAUGGCGCGUGAAUUUAAAAAUGACAACAUCGCCGUUAAUGCAUUGUGGCCGCGGACUUCCAUCCUCACUGCAGCGAUGGAAAUGCUCACGGGCAAGGAAAGUGACCAGUUUUCCCGCAAACCAGAGAUCAUGAGUGAUGCUGCUUACGCCGUACUCUGCAAAGAGCCCAAAGACUGUACAGGAAAUUUCUUCAUCGAUGACGAAGUUUUGCAAGCUGCCGGUAUCACCGAUUUGAAACAGUACUCUUGCAUUCCGGAAAAUUACGACAAGCUGAUGCCAGAUUUUUUCCUCGAUGUUGCACCGGAGAAAUUGGUUGAAUUUGCUGCCGAGGGAAGUCAUGCGUCGCAAUACCAGAAACCAGCCACACCAGCUGGAAAGAUUGAAGGCCUUUUUCAGAAAAUCGAGUCUCUUCUCAGUGACGAAAUUGUCAAGAAAACUGGAGCAGUAUUUGAGUUCAACGUCAAAGGCGAGGAAGCCGGACUGUGGUUUGCCGAUUUGAAGAACGGAACCGGCAAGGUUGGAAAGGGAAAAUCGCCAGUUUCUGCGGAUGCCACCCUCACUAUGGAUUCGAAGCACUUCUUCGAUAUGUUCAGCGGUAAAUUGAAGCCAGCCAGUGCCUUCAUGACCGGAAAACUGAAAAUUUCCGGUGAUUUGCAAAAAGCAAUGAAACUUGAGAAACUGAUGGGAGGGCUCAAAUCAAAGUUAUGAAGUAUAUGGGUUUUUACGAGAACUGAUUUCAUUUAUACAAUAUGUUAAAUAAUAAAUCUGUUGAUAUGUUUUGUAUGAAA